AAGUGCGCGCACGCGGGUGCCGGCGGUCUUCCAGCGCGACAUGGAAGGAGCCAGAGCGCCGGAUUGCUCCUUCAAGGAGCUCGUUUUGCAACUGGCCGAGGUUCAUGAGCGCAUCCUUUCCGAGCAGGAGAUCGAGUUGAAGUCUUUGCGGCGGCAGCUUGCAGAGUGGCAAGGCAACGGCGCGCAUUCCUCGGUACGAAAGGAAACCGAGGAUUCUUCCUGCGACGAGGCAAAGCAUGCGAGGCUGGCGCCUCACCCGGAAGGAGAAAUAGGCAACGGCGCGCAUUCCUCGGUACGAAAGGAAACCGAGGAUUCUUCCUGCGACGAGGCAAAGCAUGCGAGGCUGGCGCCUCACCCGGAAGGAGAAAUAGGCAACGGCGCGCAUUCCUCGGUACGAAAGGAAACCGAGGAUUCUUCCUGCGACGAGGCAAAGCAUGCGAGGCUGGCGCCUCACCCGGAAGGAGAAUUAGGCGGUGAGGGGCCGGCAACGAGAGCUCUUGAGGUUCGAGCUGUUUGGGAAGCUCGGCCGGUUCAGAGCCACAUGCUUGCGAAGCAGCACUCCAAAACGGAGUUGGGGGACGCUGGCCGUCGCUCCUCCCAGGACAGUUCACUCAGCCCACGCCCAGAGGAGGAGGCCACCGGCUGUGCUGUCCUCAUCUUGCCUCCCACUGCUGGUGUCCGAUUGGCUUGGGACGUGUUUGGUGCCUUGCUGAUUUUCUACGACGCAGUGGUCUUGCCUUUCGACUCAGCAUUCAGGCCGAAGGAGGGCGUGGUCCUGAUUUUCAUGGAUUGGUUGGCAACUGUCUUCUGGACCCUGGACAUUGGCUGGAGCUUCUUGACUGGCUACCACAGCAAGGGCGCAGUAGUCAUGAACCCAUGGUACAUUGCGCUUCAUUACACUACCUCUUGGUUCAUCGUGGACGUGGCAGUUGUUGGCCUGGACUGGCUCAGCAAGACCCAAGCCAGCAUUUCAGAAACCGAAGCCGGCUUCGGCCGCAUCUUCCGAUCACUGCGCACCAUGCGGAUGCUGCGCCUCCUGCGGCUCUUGAAGCUGAAGCGAAUUCUGGGAGUAAUCUCGGAGAGGAUUGACUCGGAGUACUUGUAUACGCUUGCCAGCCUGGGGAAGCUGCUGGGCUUACUCCUAUUGGUGAACCACCUCAUUGCUUGUGGCUGGUUCAGCAUCAGCCUCGCCACAAGGGAUGCUGGGCAGCCGAAUUGGAUAAACCAGAAUCAAAUGAUCGAAAAGAGCAUUUGGUGGCAGUAUACGACCAGCUUGCACUGGGCGUUAACGCAGUUCACGCCUGCUUCUAUGGAGGUAUUCCCUCAGAAUGAGACAGAACGAUCCCUGGCAGUGGUUGUGCUGAUCCUCUCUUUGGUUUCAUUCUCUUCCUUUCUGGCAAGCAUCUCAUCAUCCAUGGCGGUUUUGUACACCAUGGACCAGGAGACCAACAAGCAGUUUUGGCUGCUGCGGCGGUUUCUGAAGCAGCAGCAGGUUGCGAGGCCUGUGGCUGGACGAGUGCUGAAGUAUUUAGAGUACUCCUGCGCGCAACGGCAGGAGACCGUGCAGGUUGCCAGCGUCAAGAUCUUGGAUCUUCUUUCUCCAGGUCUUCGGGAUGAACUUCAGUACGAGAUGACCUACGUGAAGCUGGUCCACCACCCCCUGUUUGAGGUUCUGGUAGCCGAGCAGGAAGCUUUCAUGGUGAAGCUCUGUACAGUGGCAACCACAACGGCAACAUUUGCAGACACUGAUGUCCUCUUCCACCAGGGGGUUCCUGCGAGCUGCAUGUACUUCUUAGUGCGGGGAAGCCUCGAAUACCUGCAGUUUGGUGCCUUCCUGCAGCCGCCACUGAUGUCGGGGGAAAGUCUGGCGGAAGCCAGUCUUUGGUUGCCCUGGGUGCACAGCGGCCGCUCGCAUGCUACGGUGGAGACGGAGGUCCUUAUCAUAGAUUCCUCCAAGUUCUGCCGUUUGGCCGCCAAGUACGUGGAUACUUGGAACAUGUGCUCCUACUUUGCGCGCUGCUUCCGUGAUGAGUUCAUCGCGGGCGGUUCGGAUGUGUUCCGCAGCCCUGACUUCUACGAGAACGUCCGGGAUUCCAUGAAGGCACUGCAGGCGCUGGGCGACCGGAGAACGCGGCGCAAGAGCUGGAUGAUGCUGGCCACCGGGAAGCGCCUCUCAAUCUUCUCGACCGCACCGGUGUCCUCCCUUGCCACAUCAACGCUUUGGAAGGCACCACGCUCGUCCAUGACCUUCGCCAAAGACGACAUGCAGAAGGAGGAUCAUGAGAGGGCCGCUGCGCCUCUCAGCCUGUAAGAUCCGCGUCUUCCCACGUGCCAGCAAGUUUACUUUGGAAUGCGCGAUGACAAUCUGUCAUGCAAAGUGCAAUGUGCCAAGUCAUGCCGGACCCAAUGGUCUAAGCGACUUGCAGAGCGCUCGCCUUGGUUUUCAAGCCGAUGAGUCAUGCAAUGGCAUGACGCAGCUCGGCUUUCUGUUUUCCGCAGCAGGUGGAGCGCUCUAGAAAAGCUGAUUUUCAUUUGUGCCCAAAUCCACUCGCGCCAUUUCUUGCCGAACGGGCCC
Messenger RNA from Effrenium voratum, 2575 nucleotides. The record is from the annotation of a GenBank genome assembly. Lineage: Eukaryota; Dinophyceae; Suessiales; Symbiodiniaceae.